AUGCUUAUAAAUUUUAACACGUUGCCGUGCCCCUGCUCCUAUCCCCUGCCCGGCGCGGCCACGCCAGCACCGACCCCGCUUCCCUCCGCGCCCGCGGGGCUCAGCUCCGCGCUGCUCCGCGGAGCCGCGUCCCUCCUCCGCGCCUCAGCAAAGGUCGCGGACCCGACCGCGGCAGGAGCAAAAAUCAGCGGGGACACACACACAGGCGCGGGGGAGACACUUUGUCGCCCGGUUUCACCGGCUCCGCUGCCCGCCCGAGCCUCCCCGGCUGCGCGGCGGGGCGCGGGGGCUCCGCACGGCUGCGCGGCGGGGCGGGGGGCGGCCGCAGCCCCGGACACCCCCACCCGCUCCGGGCUGACCCCGGGCCUGUCCGGGCCCCCCGCCCCGGAGCGUCCCGAGGCCGCCCCCGGGGUCCCGCCCGCCUCCCCGCGCAGCCUUUGCCGGGGACCCUGCCGGGUUGCAGGGAGCCGCAAGCCCCUUAAUGGCAGCGGCUCCAAACGCGCCGCGAAACCCCUUCCUGGCAGCGCCCCCGGGGCCGUCGCUACCUGCCAACGCGCGGGGCUUGCGCGGCCGCCUGAGGGACGGGGUCACCCCGCAUCCCAGCCGGAUCCCUGCCCCGGGUGGGUCCCCGACCCUCAGAGCCGGAGCGGCGCCCCGCACCCCGCUCUGCCCGCGCCCCCGGCACAGCCUCCUCCUAAUGGAGCCCGCACCCCCGCCCCGGCCCGGUCGGGCGGCAGGAGCGUCCUUCGCGCGGAGCGCGUUUCAGAGGCGAAGAAGCCAAACCUCAGCCUAAAACUCGGCCUGGGAGGCCGGGGAGAAUCCCGGCUGCCGGCAGGGCUGGGCUGGGGCGAGCCGUCGGGCCGCAGCCCCCGUUUGCCGGGAGGCAGCGGGGAGGAGGCAGCGACCCCGCCGCUGCCCGAGGGUGUCCCGGUUCUCGCGUGGAAAUCGGCCACCGGAGCCGCCAGGUGCCUCCUCCCGGCCGCGGGACCGCCGCGCCCGGACGCUCCGCUCCCGCUGACAGGUAACGACCCCGCAGCCCCCGGCCGCGGGCCGCUUCCGACGGGAGGGGUCGGGGUGCCCGGCACCCCCUCCCCGCGGGGGGAAGGCGAGGGGAGCGGGCCGGAGCCCCGCACAACAGGUGGGGGUGGGAGGGAGCGGCUCCGGCCGCUGCCCGCCCGUCGGAGGGGGCGCCCCGGGGCGGAGGGGGCGGCCGGCGGCGGGGCCGCUUCCCAAACUUCCCCCGCGCGGGCGGCGCGGCCCCCUCCCCUUCCCCCGCCCCGUGACCCGGGCCCCGCUCCCUCGCCGUGA
Messenger RNA from Motacilla alba alba, 1308 nucleotides. RefSeq names its product basic salivary proline-rich protein 2-like. Bases 1 to 1308 code for a protein of 435 amino acids. The record is from RefSeq and is a predicted model, not a curated record. The transcript is spliced from 4 exons. Lineage: Eukaryota; Metazoa; Chordata; Aves; Passeriformes; Motacillidae.